AGAUGGUGAGGAUCGCGAGCAAUGCGAACUAUAAUUGUCCCACUUCCCUCUUCAUCGAACUGUAGAUCUUUUAGAUUUUUUCUUUUUUCCUCUUCUGUUUCUUUUCGCCCCUUCUCCUACCAUUCAGUCUCCGCUUCUCAGCUAAUCCAACAGCAACGCCCAACCAUCUGAAGAUUUCAUCCCUUUCUGCUUCCUUCUGCAGUGUUUAUUUCUUGUUCACGGACCCAAUCGCAUCGCCCUUGCAGUCACAUUGCAUUUGUUGUAAUUCGCGGGGGAAAAGUUCUGUUCUGUGUGCCAGUUAUGGAACCACGAGUUGGGAACAAGUUUCGCCUGGGUCGUAAGAUUGGGAGCGGCUCCUUCGGGGAGAUUUAUUUAGGUAUUAAUGCUCAAACGAAUGAAGAAGUAGCCAUCAAGCUGGAAAAUGUCAAGACAAAGCAUCCACAGUUGCAAUACGAAUCAAAACUUUACAGAAUCUUGCAAGGAGGAACUGGCAUUCCCAAUGUGCGAUGGUUUGGCAUAGAAGGAGAGUAUAAUGUUCUUGUUAUGGAUUUAUUGGGCCCAAGCCUCGAAGAUUUGUUCAAUUUUUGCAGUCGAAAACUCUCUAUGAAGUCUGUCCUGAUGCUAGCUGAUCAGAUGAUCAACCGUGUGGAAUAUCUUCACUCUAAAUCUUUCCUGCAUCGAGAUAUCAAGCCAGAUAACUUUUUGAUGGGCUUGGGGAGGCGAGCAAAUCAGGUCUACAUUAUUGAUUUUGGAUUGGCCAAGAAGUACAGGGACACCACAACUCAUCAGCACAUUCCUUACAGGGAGAACAAGAAUUUGACUGGAACAGCAAGAUAUGCUAGCAUAAACACUCACCUUGGAGUUGAACAAAGCAGGAGGGAUGAUUUGGAAUCUCUUGGAUAUAUUUUCAUGUAUUUCUUGAGAGGAAGCCUCCCAUGGCAGGGAUUAAAAGCUGGAAAUAAGAAGCAAAAGUAUGAAAGAAUUAGUGAUAGAAAAGUUUCCACAUCUAUUGAGGCUUUAUGCCGUGGUUAUCCAUCGGAGUUUGCAUCAUACUUCCACUAUUGUCGUUCACUACGUUUUGACGAUAAACCUGAUUAUGCUUAUCUUAAGAGGAUCUUUCGUGAACUCUUCAUCCGUGAAGGUUUUCAAUUUGACUAUGUGUUUGAUUGGACCAUUAUGAAAUAUCAGCGGACACAAAUUGCAGGUGUUCCUCCACAAGCUAUCGCUUCUGGAGAUGAACCUAGGUCGGUGAUGGCUCCUGCCACUGCUAUUGUUGAUAGGAAGUCUGGUGUCGAAGGAGCAAAGACAGAUGGCUGGAGAGGGGAUAACUCUCAUUUGCAAUUUUCUAUGCCAGUUGCAAAUGCUGGUAACAUAUCCACUGAGAAGAGUCCAGCAGUAAAUGAUCCAGCUGUUCCUAGAGAAACUACACCAUCGAGUUCAACAUUUGUGGGGCGUUCAGGUGGCUCUUCGAGCCGAGCCAUUGCUUCUAGCAAUCGCAAUGUAAUGCAGAGCAGCGAGUCAAAUAUGUCAUACACUCGCACAAAAGAAGCAACUGCAUUUUUUACUAAAAUUUCAGCACACAGAGACUCCCAAGCUAUAUUAAUGGAUAACAAAUAUUCAUCAUCUAGCAGGCAUCAACCUAUGGACUACGAGUCUACACUCAGAGAACUUCAUGACCUUAACCUCGAUAACGAUGGAAAGCUUGGGUAUUAGCAUUUCACUUAGAGUUGCUAUCGGCUGACUUAAUUCAUUGUAAAUAGGAAACCUAAACUAUGAUAAUGUUAAGCAAUGUAUUGCUUUGUACUGCCCAUUAGGAAGUCUAUUCUUGUUUGCAUGGCUGAACUGCUGCUAGAUUCAGAGAAAUCACCUGUUUCUGAUUCAAUUAAGGGAUACAGGGUUUGGAACAGCCUAGUUUUUUUAUAUCAAAGCCUAAGGGCAAUGGAGUGUAGCUCUUAAUAUUGAUUACGAUUUGUGUCUGAUUGUGUGCGGGUGUAUAUUUGUGAGCAAAAUCUGGAGAUGAUAUGACGUUGUGAUAGCCAAACUACCCUUUUCCAAUU
Molecule: messenger RNA, 2057 nt
Organism: Zingiber officinale
Lineage: Eukaryota; Viridiplantae; Streptophyta; Magnoliopsida; Zingiberales; Zingiberaceae
Product: casein kinase I-like
Exons: 15
Coding region: 301-1713 (470 amino acids)
Biological process (GO): endocytosis; signal transduction; peptidyl-serine phosphorylation
Cellular component (GO): nucleus; cytoplasm
Molecular function (GO): protein serine/threonine kinase activity; ATP binding
Source: RefSeq, a predicted model, not a curated record